AUGGGUGGAUUAAUGAGAUUUGGUGAAUUAGAAGAACAAUUUGCUCAGAUUUCAGACACUACAAUUGAAGACAAGAUCCCAUUUCUUCAAAUGCUUCAAUGCAUGGACCCAACUUCUUUUACAACAACAGAACCAAACCAGAUUCUCCAAUCACUUCUUCAGAUCCAAACCCUAGAACCAGAGAGCUGUCUCACUCUUGAAACCAUCAAAAGAGAUCCGGGUCAAACAGACGACCCGGUAAAAGAUCCAAGAACAGAGAGCGGAGCAGCAACAACGUUCAAAGAAAAACGAAAAAGGAAACGAACAAGAGCUCCAAAGAACAAAGAUGAAGUAGAAAACCAGAGGAUGACUCACAUUGCCGUUGAACGUAAUCGGAGACGACAAAUGAACGAACACUUAAACUCACUCCGAUCUCUCAUGCCUCCUUCGUUUCUUCAACGGGGUGAUCAAGCAUCUAUAGUAGGAGGUGCAAUAGAUUUCAUCAAGGAACUCGAACAGCUUUUGCAAUCUCUAGAAGCUGAGAAACAGAACGAAGGAGGAACUAAUGAGAAUCCGAAAACGGCGUCGUCCUCUACAUCUUCGUCUCGUGCAUGCACCAACUCCUCAGUUUCUAGCGUCUCAACUACAUCGGAAGAUGGAUUCACGGCGAGAUACGGCGGUGGAGAGACGGCUGAAGUGGAAGCUACGGUGAUACAGAAUCAUGUGAGCUUGAAGACAGAAGAUGGUUGUAAGUUAGGAUCAGCUGAUGAGAUAGCGAAAGCAGUUCAUGAGAUCUUUGAGCAAAUCGACGGUGAAAUUUUAUGGUCAAAUCAUAGUCCAAUUUAG
Arabis nemorensis is the source of this 825-nucleotide messenger RNA. NCBI's taxonomy places the organism in Eukaryota, Viridiplantae, Streptophyta, Magnoliopsida, Brassicales, Brassicaceae. The record is from the annotation of a GenBank genome assembly.